AUGGCAAGAAAUACUGUCGACGGCCACACUGCCCCAAAUCAGCAACUGAGGAGACGGCCGAGAUACGAGAGACUGGCAAAUACGACGUCCACGUUUCGAUCCAUCCAGCCCAAGCAAUCAGCGAUUGAAGAGGCUUCACGACGUGAGCAGGCGGAAGCAAUUGUGAGGGCGCUGCCCAAGCUACGUCGGCGAGGGCCGCCGCCGCGAAAGCGAAUACCACAGCCCAGCGAUGCCUCGAGCACAGGAGGGUUUCCCAGUAAGCUUGUCUGGUCACGAGAGACGGAGGGUGCGUCAGGAGAUGCGCAUUUAGCUGGAGUGUCGUCGUCAAAGCCACUAGUUCAGACUGCUUGUGAAGAAACAGGCCAACGGCCAUGGAAAGACGACGUCGUGGAGCGGAGGCGGCCGCAGCGGCAGGGAAAGAGAAAUCGUCAUCCUGGGCGAGAUGAAUCUCCAAGGAAGCGAAGUCGACGUGGAACUCGAGGCCAGAGGAGGCGGGCGUUGCAGGCCGAGGACUUGACGAGCGUGUUGGGUUACUUAGAGGAGGAAUUUGCCGUGAAGGAGAGCCUGUCGAAAGAGCAGAUGUGGUGUACGCCAAUACCACAUGAGAGAAAGGUCUCGACUGCAGAAGAUUUCUAUAGAGCGUUCCACGAUACGAGCAACUUGCAGUUAUGGACGUGUAUGCUCUGCUACCGCAAGCGCACGAAAAAGGAGUUGAGAGAUGUUAAAUUGGAACCAUGGAAGUUGAACGGUAUUGCAAAUAACGGCCGGUCGCCGUUUUCAUGUCGGAGCUGCAUACCUGAGGGCGAGAGUGUCCUAGUCUGCGCGGAGUGCGUACGUUGUUUGGGACGCAACGCCCUGUCGCCUGCGGCCCAGCUCCAUAGACGUAUUGGGUGUGAGCAUAUGUUCCCCGAAGAGCUGAAGGGUCUCACUCCAGUGGAGGAGAAACUUAUCGCGCUGAACUCAUGUUACGGGUUCGUCACAAGGUACAGCGUUGCGAGCGGUCACAAGCAAAAUGCCAUUUACCCAAAGCACAUCAAGGGCCACAUCACAGUGUUCCCGAACAAUGUGCAGGAGCUGGCCACAAAGGUACUUCCCCAUCCGCUCGUGCAAGUUAUGGAAGAGAUCCAUAUCUCGUGGCAAGGCGCGGAGAAGCCAGCACCAAGCGACUUGUCGGGGCUUUUGUCAGUCAGGCGACGAGUCAUUGAGGGCGCACUCGUCUGGCUGAAGAUGAACAACCCGCAUUACGCUGAGAUUGAGAUUGAUGCGGCGGAAAUGGAAAGCUGGGGCGCACCGCCGCAUGGGGUGCCGUCCCUGGUGUACGAUUGCAUGGAACGGAAUGAGCCAACGGCGUGGGAAAAGGCACGAACGGCGCAGGUUGUUCCCCCAACAGAGCGUGGUAUGGACGAAGAGGAUUCGUUGGAGAUUGAGGAGGUCCUCGCGCGCCUUGAUCGAGAAGACGAACACAGUGGCCGGGCACAAGGGCCGGGGUUGGGUCAAGACGAAGGUGGCCUCUGGGGCGAGGCCGAGUCUGGCCAAUGGGGAAAACCGAUCAACGAAGUCACUUCAUCCGCUAUGUUUGCGCUGGAUGGACCGCCAGAUGUUCACGAUAUGGAAAAGGUUUUGUUUGCCUGCAAUGUUGUGAACGGAGAUGCGGCCGGGAGAGCCAAGGCAGGCCCGACAACACGAGUGGAAUCGGUAGAGCGACAGACGGGGCUCGCCAGCCGGCGUGAGCCAUAUAUUCACGCUCAUCGGGGUGAGGAAUUCGCCGACUCGUUUGACGCCUCGUUCUUCGCGAAGACCUUUCCCACGCUAUUACCGUUUGGUAUUGGAGGCCCACGUUUGGCGGAAGAAGCCACCCCUAGCGCGGGAACAGGUAGUGAUAUUCGUGGAGUAGAGGCAGCGGCGCAAGAUCUCGUCUCAUCCCGUAACAUGAGUCUGCGAACGUGGGCCGAUAUCAUGCUCCGACGCCACGGGGGCCGAUUUGCAACGCACCACAUCUUUGCUUUCCUUGUGUUUAACAUAAGUGUACGAUCGAAAAACCGUCGGUUCAGUAUGUUGAGCGUGAAGAGGCAAAACUUCCGGAAGAUAGAGCGCAUUGUAGGAUCGCUCUCAGCAGACAGGUUAGCGGCAGCUAGGACCGAGUUGGAGAACUCUGGCAGAACGACUGACGAGGGCGUGAAGGAGCUUUUGAGAAGCCUUUCCUUGUACGGCUUCCGGCAGCCAAUGUCCAGAGAAAACCGUCUGAGUAUGCGGCGGAAAAUACAGUCGCUUGUGCUUCGUCACGGCAUUCCUGCGAUCUGGUUUACGCUCAACCCAAAUGACAUCACAAACCCGGUAAAGCUGCGGCUUGCGGCAUAUCGCACUCGUGAGCCUGACACAGCUGAAGCUUUCUUGAAGAGCCUUGACAAAUCAUACAGACGACUGCGGCUGGCCAUCUCCGACCCGAUGAGCUCGGCCAUCUUCUUCCAUCGAGAGAUGACGUUGUUCUUUGAGCAUUAUGUCAAAGUGGGAGCGGAGUCGGUAUUCGGGCGCAUCAUCCACUACUACGGUGCUGUGGAGACCAACGAACGAGGGGCGCUGCAUGUCCACGGGUUGCUUUGGCUGCACGGAAACGCAAACUUGAGUACGAUGAUUACCGAUGUCGACGGCGAAGAUAAAGCCACGUAUCGUGAAAGGAUCAUCAGAUACAUCGAUAGUGUCUUCUGUGAGGACCUAGACCAGGAAGGAUAUUGCGCCCUCCAAGCGGAACGGUCGGUUACAUCAGACAUUUCCUCCCUGCUCAGCAACAGGGAGCAAUUUUCGGCCGCAUUUGACGAGGAGGCGAAUUUCUGUGCUGGUGCAACACAGAUCCACACCCACAGCCCGACUUGCGUCAAGUACUCUUUGAAUAAGGGUAAAAGAGCAAAGCAGCGUAGUCUUUGUAGGUUUCAGGCGCCAUGGAGACUUGUCGAAAAGACUGCCUUCACGGCAGACGGCGUGCUGCAAAUUCGAAGGAGGCAUAGCAUGGUGAAUCGGUGGAACAAGGCUAAGGCUGUGGGGCUUCGCCACAACCACGAUAUCUCCUUCAUAGCGACGCAGCGGAAGACCAUGGCACUCGUGUUCUAUGUCACGAAUUACACGACCAAGGCAGAGGACCCGGUAUGGAAGCGCGUCGCUGCUGCCGCAGAACUGCUGCCUGUCGUCUCAGCGAGCCGUGGACCGGCGGCUAAGGGCGGGGAGGAUAUUGGAGAUAACGGUGCCACUGAUGGCGCUGCCGGGAACAGGACACGGCAAUUCUUGAUGAGGGUGGCGAACCGCAUAUUCACGGAACGGUCUUUGUCGCAAGUGGAAGUCAUCGCCUACCUUCUCGGAUACCCGACCGAGUUCACUAAUAGCAGCGCAUGGGCGUUCCUGAAUGUUUCUCUGCUGUACUGGCACGUCUUCCGUAGGUGGCGACACCUUCGCCAAGAGAGCGGCACAGCGGUUGGGGACGAUCCCGUGGACGACUCAAUCUUCGUGGAAGAAGCCGGCGAGAGAAUCAGCUAUGUCGAGGCAUAUGAGCACCGAGGGGGGGUCCUAGGGAGUCUGUGUCUCUACGACUACACAUCGCUUGUCAAGCUCAGGCGCACGGACAAGGAUGAGACCGCUGCCUCCUGGGGAGAGGUACCCUUUGAAAGCGGAUGGGGACCUGGAAGACGUUGGUUGCAGGUGCUGAGACGGCCGGGAAAGUACGCCAGUGUCUGCCUGGAUGGCUACCUGAGUAAGGAUUUCGAUCAGGAUGAUGAAGGCUCGUGCCAUCGGAGGGCAGCUGUGCAACACCUUGCGCUGUUUGUGCCAUGGGAGUCUUUCUUGUGCGAAGCAACGGACGACAUCAACCUCAUUUGGGCGCGGGCACUGAAGGCGCUGUCUCCGAGAGUAUCAUGCCUCGUCGAUAACGUUCAGCUACUUCGUCGGUCGGCCGAAGACGCAAAACGCGACGCCAGGCAAUGGGCGGUCUCAGCUGGCGACGCUGACUUCACGGUUACACAUGCCGAUGAGGAGGGAGAAGGGGAGGGCGACGAGGCCGCCUCGGUUCGCGAGUCUGACAGCAUUGGUAACACGACGCGUCUAAUUGACGUCAUGAGAAGUGCACUGGGCUCCAACCAGAUCGCUGCCGGCUCGCCGGAGCUCAUGGCAACACUGAAGCAGCUCUGCCACUUUCAGCUAUCAGGGCUGAGCUCGGCUGGUGAGCUCUUCGCCACCGUAAUACCCGAACGAGGAGAAAGAUGGAUAGGCAUACACGGAGGAACCUUGUCCGGGGCCAGUAUACCACCGCAGGAUCAGGUCAAAGCCAUCAAGUCGCAGCAGAUAUGUGCCUCCAGAGAGAGGGAGCGGAUGAUCCAGGGUAUACAAAAUAUGGCUGUGGCCCACGAAACUGAGCAAGGUAUCGUGAUGCGAAAUGUGCUCAGUGGUUUCGGCGAGGAGGAUAUUGAGAUGACGGGAGCGGACCUGGAAGAAAGGGUAGGCGAGGCAGGUCCAGGUGUCGAAGUCGACUUUGGCAUAUCAACAUCCUUCCUCGAGACAGGCAAGACUCUGGCAGCACGGUUCAAGUUGAAUAAGAGACAGACAAUCGCCCUCCUGAUCAUAUGCCGCCAGCUCGAUUUGAUACAAUGCGGCGCCAAAAGCGAAGUCAGUCAGCUCUGCCAAUUUGUUGGCGGAGAAGGCGGCACGGGGAAGUCACGCGUCAUUGAAACGCUUGUUGAGCUCUUUGCAUGCAAAAAAAUAUCGAACCGCCUCUUGAUAACGGCGACUUCGGGGACGGCGGCAUCGCGAAUUAACGGCAUCACAAUCCACUCCACCUGCGGGUUCUCCAAGGACCAAGCAACAGGCACAAGCAUGGGCAAGGAUCUCGGCGGUGUGCGACUGGCGAAACAAGAGAAAGACCUCCUUGUCAUCAACGAGGUGAGCAUGUUAGGAGCCCAGAUGCUACACGCGGUGAACGAGCAACUCUGCCAACUCCGCGGCUCACAUCAAGAGUUCAGCAGGAUCCCCAUCGUGCUCUUCUGCGGAGACUUCCAACAGUUCCGGCCAGUACAUGACAGGUCAAUCCUUUUACCAAGCGUGGCCGUCUCGUGGGACGAAGACAACUCGUUCAAGGUCGAGCAACGACACCAACACGACAAGGCACAUGCACUAUGGAGGAAAUUCACGACGGUCGUCAUGCUGGACGAACAAGUUCGUGCCGCCGGGGACCCGGAGUUGCAGCGCUUGCUGAAACGGAUUCGAAUGGGCGUGCAGGACAAAACGGAUCUGGAUCUCCUCAACGCAAGGUGCUACCGAGAAGAUCAACGAAUUCCGUGGGAAACAGGAAUCACCGUGGUCCAGCGGCGGUCAAUGAUGCGAAUCUUCUUAUCACAGCAUAAGUGGAAGAAUGGUCCGCCGACCGAGGAAGAAGCCACCAUGAUGCUAAACCAGGGGGACGACAGUGCGAUACCAGUACCGGGCGUCUUCAUGUUCGUACCAGGGAUGCCAGUGGUCGUGAAUCGCAACACGCACCAGGGCUUAAAGCAGUUGGAACUCUGA
Molecule: messenger RNA, 5541 nt
Organism: Metarhizium album ARSEF 1941
Lineage: Eukaryota; Fungi; Ascomycota; Sordariomycetes; Hypocreales; Clavicipitaceae
Product: DNA helicase PIF1, ATP-dependent
Exons: 5
Coding region: 1-5541 (1846 amino acids)
Biological process (GO): telomere maintenance; DNA repair
Molecular function (GO): DNA helicase activity
Source: RefSeq, a predicted model, not a curated record